UUGAGCGGUUAGCUACUAUCACAUUCGACCGCUGACUACUUAAACAUCCUCCUUCAGCUUUCAUCUCCAUACUCCAUAGCUGUAACCUGCAACAAACAACAAUGGCGUCCUCUGUUGUCUUGUUUCCAGGCAUUGUUUGGUUCCUAUGCCUCUUCUGCUUCCUUUGCAGCCUACCACUAGCCAUCUGCAACGAAACUGAAAAUGAUAGGCAAGCUCUCCUCUGCUUCAAGUCCCGGCUCUCGGGUCCAGCAGGAGUUUUAGCUUCAUGGAGCAACACGUCCCUGGACGUUUGCGACUGGCAUGGGAUCACCUGCAGCACGGUGUCCCCUCGUCGUGUGAUUGAGCUGGACCUUAAUUCAGAAGGCAUCUCAGGCCCCAUAUCGCCUUGCAUUGCCAACCUGACCUCUCUUGAAAGGCUGCAGCUGUCAAACAAUAACUUCAAUGGUGGCAUACCAUCAAAGCUUGGCCUCCUGAGCCGGCUCCGUGAGCUCAACCUCAGCAAGAACACUUUGGAAGGUAACAUACCGCCAUCUCUGGGUAGCAGCCGUUCUCUUACAUAUGUCAAUCUUGGGAUGAAUGCUCUAACAGGGGUCAUCCCGGAGUCCCUAGCAAAUAGUCCAUCCCUCCAAGUACUUCUGCUCAUGAGCAAUAGGCUUAGUGGAAAACUACCAAAGGCUCUCUUCAACACAUCAUCUCUUCUUGACAUUUUCCUCCAAAAGAACAACCUUGUUGGUUCUAUACCUGUUGUUACUGCCACCUCCCCGCCUAUUCAAUACCUCGAUUUAAGCUAUAAUCAUAUUUCAGGAAAAAUACCUUCCUCGCUAGGGAACCUUUCCUCCCUCAUUGAUCUUCGUCUUACAGAAAAUAAUUUAGUAGGGCAUAUACCAGACAGCUUAGGUCAUAUCUCAACACUGGAGAUACUGACUUUGACAGCCAACAACUUGUCUGGGGCAGUUCCACCAUCUCUCUUCAAUAUGUCAUCAGUGACAUUUCUUGGCGUAGCAAACAACUCGCUUGUUGGAAGGUUACCCUCCAAUAUUGGCUACACACUCCCGAAUAUUCAGGAUUUAAUCCUCUCAUCAAACAAGUUUGAUGGCCCUAUCCCAGCUUCUCUUCCCAAAGCUUACAACCUUCGUCAGCUUUACCUGUAUAAUAACAGCCUAACUGGGUUUAUACCCUUCUUUGGGUCAUUGCCAAAUUUGGAGGAACUUGAUUUGUCAUACAACAAGCUAGAAGCAGGAGACUGGGAAUUUGUCUCUUCACUCGCAAAUUGUACCAGGUUGACUAUGCUGAUGUUGGUUGGGAACAAUCUUCAAGGCGAAAUGCCAAGUUCAAUAGGCAAUCUUUCUGAUAGUCUGGAGUGGCUGUGGUUAAGGGAAAACCAAAUUUCAGGGCCUAUACCACCAGAGAUUGGCAAUCUUAAGAGCCUCCGCAGGUUGUACAUGGAUUACAAUCUUAUCACUGGAAAUAUACCAGCAACAAUUGGUAAUUUGCACAGCUUGGUCCGUCUACCCUUUGGACAAAACAGACUGUCAGGGCAAAUCCCGGAUACUAUUGGUAAUCUGGUUCAGCUAAAUUCUUUGAAAUUGGAUGGGAACAACAUUAGCGGAAGGAUACCUGCGGAUAUAGGACAUUGUAAUCAACUCCAAAUACUCAACCUUGCUCACAACUCACUAGAUGGGAAUAUACCAAGUGAAAUCUUCAAAAUUUCUUCGCUUUCUGAAGAAUUGGACUUGUCACACAAUUACCUAUCUGGGGGAGUGCCAGUGGAAGUUGGCAAUCUCAUUAAUGUGAACAAAAUUAGCAUAUCAGAUAACAGGCUGUCUGGCAACAUCCCAUCCACUCUUGGCCAGUGUGUGGUUCUGGAGUACUUGGAUAUUUCUCAUAACAAUUUGUCCGGAAAGAUUCCACAGUUCCUCACAUCCUUAAGUUCCCUUAAAAAUCUCAACUUAUCCUUCAACAAUUUUGAUGGAGCAGUUCCAGGAGGCGGUAUUUUUAACAAUACUGCUGCAGUGUCAGUUGAAGGAAAUCAUGAUUUGUGUACCAGCAUUCCAACAGGAGGUAUACCUCUUUGUUCAACACAAGUUGACAGAAAAGGGCAACAAAAUGCAUCGGCUCUUUUAACAAUACUGCUGCAGUGUCAGUUGAAGGAAAUCAUGAUUUGUGUACCAGCAUUCCAACAGGAGGUAUACCUCUUUGUUCAACACAAGUUGACAGAAAAGGGCAACAAAAUGCAACAAAGGGUGGAUUUUAUUGACUCCCCCCGCGGCCCCCACACAAGCAGAGAGGAGAAGCUCCUGCCGCCACCGAUGCCGAGUGGGCUUUGCCCGGCGGCGCUGGCCGGCGGCGGCAGGGAGAGAGACGGUGGGUGGCGGCUGUUCGCGGCGGGUAGGGGUCACGCCCGGAUCGCCCGCGGGGGAGCGACCGGGGCGUUCGGGGUGCUUCUUGGCUCCAACAUGGUUGCCUAUGUCACCGACUUUGGCCUGGCAAGGUUUGUAUUCACAACAUCAAAUGUAGAAGAAGGUGAUUCAACAAGUCUGGCCUGCCUAAAAGGAUCCAUCGGAUACACCCCUCCAGAGUAUGGCAUGAGCGCAGAGAUAUCAACCAAGGGUGAUGUCUACAGUUUUGGAGUGCUUCUGUUACAGAUGAUAACAGGGCGAAGUCCAACUGACAAAAAUUUCAGUGAUGGUGCAAGCCUUCAUGAAUUUGUUCAUAGAGCAUUUCCAAAUAAUAUUUGUGACGUUGUUGAUCAAACAAUGCUAGAAGAUGACAGCAAUGCACAAGAAAUAAUAAAGAACUGUGUCAUUCCACUUGUUAGAAUAGGCCUCUCUUGCUCCAUGACAUCUCCCAAAGAGCGGCCGGACAUGGGCCAAGUUUCUACCGAGAUCCUUAGAAUCAAGCAUGUGGCCUCACGCAUGUAUGUCAGAUGAAGCAAAGCAUAGGCAGGAUGGUUGCUAGCAACAGAAAUUCGUGUAAACAAGAAUAAUGAUGUACUAUCUUAUGUCUUUUCCUUCUUUUGAAUUCAGUUAGACAGAUAGUGACCCUUGCAGACAAUGUAAUCUUCUCUUUUGCUCUAUUUCAGUUUUAAUAAUUUUCUU
Triticum aestivum (bread wheat) is the source of this 3098-nucleotide messenger RNA. RefSeq names its product receptor kinase-like protein Xa21. Lineage: Eukaryota; Viridiplantae; Streptophyta; Magnoliopsida; Poales; Poaceae. Gene Ontology annotation, molecular function: protein binding; ATP binding; protein kinase activity. The record is from RefSeq and is a predicted model, not a curated record. Gene Ontology annotation, biological process: protein phosphorylation. The transcript has 3 exons. Bases 102 to 2930 code for a protein of 942 amino acids.